Messenger RNA from Neocloeon triangulifer, 1343 nucleotides. RefSeq lists its product as uncharacterized. The transcript is spliced from 3 exons. The record is from RefSeq and is a predicted model, not a curated record. Bases 476 to 895 code for a protein of 139 amino acids. NCBI's taxonomy places the organism in Eukaryota, Metazoa, Arthropoda, Insecta, Ephemeroptera, Baetidae. Gene Ontology annotation, biological process: positive regulation of heart contraction. Gene Ontology annotation, molecular function: corazonin receptor binding.
ACCUUUACGCAUCUACAUUGUUGUUUUUAAGGUUUUUAAGGUUUAAGCAUUUCCUUUCCAAGAGCUUGUUUUCUGUGGCCGUAUACGGUAUUAUUUUAACGGCACAUAUAUACACUUUGACGCUAACUCCAACUGACUAUAUCUAAUUAACUUGGAUUAAUUUCUUCCAAAAUUAGAAGGCCCGCUCUUCAUCCUCUUAUACUGCAAAUUAAUUAAUUAAACAGCCCCCUUGCCUUUGGUUCUGCCUCGUACGCAAUUUGUUCCUGCCUCACAUAUACAUUUAUAUCCAACAUACUGAUGAGUAGCAAUGAAGGAUUUCAGAGCUGCGCAGAUCAGAGGCACGCGCGAACUUUGGGAUAAAAAGGAGGAGAUCUGAGCAGAGAUUGCCAUAUCUGAUAGAAACGUGCAACAAUAGAAUAAGGGAGAAACUGCAGACACUUCUUGUUUGCCAACCUUUGAGAAAGAAAAAGCCACGAUGAGCUCAGCCAAAUUGUUGUUCUUCUCGCUGGCGUGCUGUCUGGCCGUGGCCGCCUCGCAGACCUUCCAAUACAGUAGGGGUUGGACCAACGGAGGCAAAAGGGCAACAGUCCCUGUGGCGCUGCAGCAACGCAGGGCGGCCGAGGUGGCGGUCAAGCGGGCCGUCGCCGUCCUAGAGGACGCGGGCCUCAUUUUGGUGCCCGCAUCGUGCGACAUGGACGUACUCAGGCCGAGAUUCAGAAUUGCUCGAAGGAGCAGGCCUUUGCGUCAGCAGCAGCAGACGGAAGAGGAGGAAGAGGCAAGGGUGCCAGACUCUUUGGCUGCCCCAGCAUCCCCGGUCCAGCAACAAGCCGCCUCUGCAGGAGCAGCUUCCACAGCAGACAGGGGCGGCGACGGCACUGCAGCCUUUUCUUUCUAGUUCUAUUCAAAAGGCUCGUUAUUUCAUUUUUUGGUCUGUCAUUAAACGCAUCUCCAAUUAGUUUCGUAAUUAGCAUAUUCUGUGUUGAAAAGCAAUAUCAAAAUAUAAUUACAGAGGGGGAUAUGAAUCUCAUUGAGUUGUUUCACACUAUUCUCUGUUUGAUCUCCGGCUUAUGUCGUCUCUAGUCCUUUCCGUAUAAUUUGCUCUUUAAAUAAGCGACUUCAAUUUGAUUUGAAGUUGCUGUGGCUGGAAUUUCAAAAGCAAAUUAUACAGUUCACAUUCUGUAUUAAUUAGUUUUUAAAACAAUUUUGGUUUUAUACAGUCAGAGCAUGAAAUGCGCAAACGAAUGAGGUAUUAUUUACACACUAUUAUCCAAAACUGGAAAUAUUAACCUCCUGUCAGAUACUUAGAAAAAGGCAAAUUGAUUUGAUGAUCUCCAAUAAAUGAU